GAGACAUCCAACCAUUAUCGAAAACGCAGUCAGAAGCCACGAGUCUAUCUCAUCACACGACGCAGAAAACACCUAACAUGUCGACCCCCACCUCAAUGCCUACAGACCAAGAGGCUCCGCCAAAGUUGGACCUUGAUGCCUUCAUCACCCAAGCCCUCGGUGGAACACCAGCACCAUUGCACUCCUACUUCGAGUCAUUCAGAACGCUUUACAACAAGAGAUUGUGGCAUCAGCUCACCCUCAAGCUCUUUGACUUCAUCAACGAGCCGGCGAGUGCACCAUACCAGGUUGAAGUGUUCACUCGCUUCGUACGCGACUUCGAGUCUCGCAUAAACUCAUUGCGUCUGGUCGAGCUCGCGGCGAAAGUUGCCCGCCAGAUCGACAACCCUCAAUCCCAUCUCCUGCUCCUCUCUUCCCUCCUCACCCGCAUACGCGAGGCUGAAAACCCUUCGAAGGAAGCUGAAGCGCACCUCCUAACAACGAUCGCUUACUCAAAACUGGUCUUUGGUGAUCUUGAUGGCGCGAGGAAAGAUAUGGACAGCUCAUGGGAGAUUCUGGAGACAUUGAGCGGGGUAGAGCGGGGGGUUAGCGGAACAUUCUAUCAGAUGGCGGCGGACUAUUACAAGGCCAAGGCCGAUUACGCACCGUAUUACAAGAAUGCACUGCUGUAUCUCGCCUGUAUCGAUGUCGCCACGGAUCUGACGGCAGAGGAACGCCUUCUCCGAGCACAUGACCUUGGCAUCGCUGCCCUCCUUGGCGAGACGAUUUACAACUUUGGAGAGCUGCUGAUGCAUCCUAUCCUCGACGCCCUCGACAAUACCGAUUAUGAUUGGAUUAAGCGUCUGCUCUUCACUUUCAAUGAGGGCAACAUUGGUAAAUUCGAAGCGAUUGCUCCGCUUUUCCCCAAAGAGCCAAUUCUCCAAGACUCGUACCCUUUCCUGCGCCAAAAGAUUUGCCUUAUGGCACUUAUUGAAGUAGUCUUCCGACGGGGUGCGGGAGAGCGUACGAUUCCGUUCCAGACCGUUGCUGCCGAGACGCGUCUCCCCACUAACGAGGUCGAGCACCUCCUCAUGAAGGCCCUCAGUCUUAAUCUGAUCAAGGGCUCACUCGACCAAGUAUCUGGCGUGGCUCACAUCACGUGGGUUCAGCCGCGUGUGCUGUCGCGCGAGCAGAUCGGGCACCUCGCAAGUCGCCUGCAGGGGUGGAUGGACCGAUUGGCUUCAGUGGAAGGGCGCAUCGCUCCUGAGGUGAGCGCAACUGCAUGAGGAAGAGGCCGUUUUUAGGAACAAGAGAAGAAGGGAGGCGAGGGAGGUGUACGUAGAAGCCGAGUGCACAUUUCGCCUUUGUACUUUUGCAUUAAAAUACAUUAAUUCUUUUACCCUGUUCGAAGUGUGCUAGCAAUACAGAAAAC
Molecule: messenger RNA, 1411 nt
Organism: Coniophora puteana RWD-64-598 SS2
Lineage: Eukaryota; Fungi; Basidiomycota; Agaricomycetes; Boletales; Coniophoraceae
Exons: 7
Coding region: 78-1265 (395 amino acids)
Biological process (GO): ubiquitin-dependent protein catabolic process
Cellular component (GO): cytosol; proteasome regulatory particle, lid subcomplex; nucleus
Molecular function (GO): structural molecule activity
Source: RefSeq, a predicted model, not a curated record